Messenger RNA from Monoraphidium neglectum, 1206 nucleotides. RefSeq names its product Kinesin-like protein klpA. The coding region runs from base 1 to 1206 and encodes 401 amino acids. The transcript has 11 exons. Lineage: Eukaryota; Viridiplantae; Chlorophyta; Chlorophyceae; Sphaeropleales; Selenastraceae. The record is from RefSeq and is a predicted model, not a curated record.
AUGUCGUUGCAAGACGCGCUGUCGCGGCGGCUGCUGUUCAAGAAGGGCACGCUGCCGGCGAAGAAGCUGGAGGAGAUGGGGCCUGUGAUCAAGGAGCUCAAGGCUGUUGGCUGGCACUUGCUUGCGGAGAACGAGCGCACCCAGCUUGAUGUGCAGCAGUGGAAGGCGCACAGCGAGGAGCUGCAGGCGGGCGCGGCGGCAAAGGCGGAGGAGUGGGCCGCGCGGGAGGUGGCGGGCGCGCAGCAGCUUGCGGAGGUCAAGGAGUCUCUCGCAAAGGCGGAGGCAGAGGGCACAGCGGUGCAGCAGCGCCUGUCUGAGGCGGAGGCGCAGGUGGCUGCGCGAGGGGCGGAGCUGGCAGAGGCACGGCGGCAGCUGGACGGACGCGAGGCAGAACUGGAGAAGGCCACCAGCCAGAUCCAGGAGCGGGACGUUAAGAUCCAUGAGAUGGAGGAGGUGGUGCGCCAGAGCCAGCGGUACAGCACAACACUGCAGGCAUACAACACCAGCCUGCAGAAUGACCUCAAUGCGGAGAAGGCGCGCCGGGACGAGGUGGUCAAGGCGCGCGAAGAGCUGCAGGGGCAGGUGGCGGAGCUGGGGGGCCUGGUCAAGAGCAGCGAGAGGAUGUUGCAGCUGGAGCAGGGCCAGGUGCAGAAGCUGCGCGACGAGCGGGAGACAGUGGCGCGCGAGGUGGCGGUGCUGCGGGUCGACCUGGACGCGACGCGCGCAGACAGGGAGCGGCUGUCUUCUGAGGCCAAGGACCUGAAGGAUGAGCUGGAGAGGAUCCGCGAGGCGGGUGGCAAGUCAGCAGAGUCGCUGGAGGCCAUCUGCAACAGCAAGGCCACCCUGGAGGCCCAGCUCAACAGCCAGAGGGCCCUGCUUGACGCCCUGCGCAACGACCUGGGCAGCGCGCGCGAGCAUCAGGCGCUGGCAGACAGCCUGGCCGCCAGCAGGGGCUCCCAGCUCGAGGACCUCAAGGCCCAGCUGUCCACGCUGCAGGCGUCCCUCGCCGACGCGGAGCGCCGCGAGCUCAAGGGAAACAUCCGCGUGUUCUGCCGCGUGAGGCCGUCGCUGCAGAGCGAGGUGGAGGGCGAGGGCAGCGGCACCGAGCCGCUCGCCACCUCAUUCCCCACCAGCGGUGAGCGCCGCUCGAACGCCUUUCCGGCCCGCGCCGUCGAGGGGCCUAGAAAUGCGUCCGCCGCCGCGUGA